Molecule: messenger RNA, 939 nt
Organism: Pocillopora verrucosa
Lineage: Eukaryota; Metazoa; Cnidaria; Anthozoa; Scleractinia; Pocilloporidae
Source: RefSeq, a predicted model, not a curated record
AUGGCUGGAAAAAAUUCUGACCUUAGAGAGCUAAGGGAGCAAGUUCUCAUCGAUAUAAAACACAAUGGUAUCAAGGAGGCAGAAAUACAGGGCUACGCCAAUCUCGCUGGGGCGUAUCUAGAGCUUGGUGAUUUUAAACGAGCAAUGGACAACUUUCUACACAGUCUAAUUAUUGCCAAGCAAGAACACGCCAGAGUUUAUGAAGGUGAUGUGUACCACAUGCUUGGCCUUGCUUAUCUUCGCCUGGGUGAGUAUAAACGAGUUAUAACGUUCUUCUACCAAUCUCUUUUCAUCGCCAAAGAAAUGGGUGAGAGGGCUACAGAAGGAGACGUAGAAAUAGAUGAAAGGGCUGCAAAAAGAGACGUGUACGAAAAGCUUGGCAGUACUUAUCUUUGCUUCGGUGAUUAUAAACAAGCCAUAACGUACUUCUACCAAUCUCUAAUCAUUACAAAAGAAAUGGGUGAAAGGGCUUCAGAAGGAAACGUGUAUCACAGGCUUGGCGUCGCUUGUCGUUGUCUCGAUGAUUAUAAAGAGGCUACAGUAUACUUAAAACAAUCCCUAAUCAUUGCCAAAGAAACAACCAAUAGGGCUAAAGAAGCAGAAGUGUUCAACAAUCUCGGCCGCGCCUAUCAUGACAUCGGUGAAUAUACCCAAGCCAUAGCAUAUUUCAAGCAAUCUCUAAUCUUUAAAAAAGAAACAGGUGAUAGGGUUGGAGAACAAGUUGAGUCCUUCAAUCUCAGCCACACCUAUAGGGAUGUCGGUGGUUAUUCACAAGCCAUAACAUACUUAAGAAUUCUCUACUCAUUGCCAGAAAAGUUAAUGACAGGGUCCAUGAAGGAUUCACAAAGUAGAUCGUUGGCCAGUGUUAUGGGGGACUCAAAAAUAUUAAAUAAGCAGUGGAAUGUUACAUGGAAGGUCUUAAAAUUUCUCAAGAAGUAG